AAUGACCUCGGCGACAGCAAGCUCGAAUAUGCUGAGGACCUCGAGAAGACCAACACCACCUGGGAUGAUAGACCAACUCUUGAUCCUGAGCUGGAUAGACGCAUCACACGAAAGUUCGACACACAUGGUAGGCAUACUGUCCACUCAUCCAUCUGUACAUAUGCUGAACUCUUCCCUGCAGUGGUUCCUUGGUUGUUUGGCCUAUGGCUGCUGGCCUUCAUCGAUCGCAGUAACAUUGGCAACGCCAAAAUCGACGGCAACACAUUCAAUGUCGCUCUCGCGGUCUUCUAUGUGCCAUACAUCCUGGUCGAUGUCCCCUCAAAUCUCGUUUUGAAGUACUUCCAGGCUGGCUAUUAUCUACCUGCACUCAUCAUAGGAUGGGGACUGGUCGGAAUGUGUAUGGGCUUCGUCAAGAGCUAUACUGGACUCAUCAUCACACGCUUCUUCCUUGGAUUGAUGGAAGGUGGUCUGUUGCUCAUGUUCAGAAUCGGACUUUUCUACUGCGCUGCGCCCUUGUCAGGUGCGUUCGGUGGUCUUCUGGCAACUGGUCUUGCCAAGAUUCACACCAGCAACUACAAGGGAUGGCCAUUCAUCUUCUUCGUUGAGGGAGGUAUCACUGUUCUGUUCGGCAUUCUCACCAUAUUCUUCCUGCCUCAUACUCCGGCCGAGUCGAAGUUCUUGACUGAAGAAGAGAAAGAGGGUGCUGCUCUACGUAUGCAUCUGGACUCGCACGGGUCUGACGCUGCCGAUGACGUGAAGAAUGAGACGUUUAGUGUCCCAAAUCGUGAGCUGACUUACUGCAGGCNNUGGCACUGGGUUCGCAUGGCCUUCUUGAACUGGAACACUGUCCUUCUCUCGUUGAACUUCUUCGCCAUCAUCACGCCUAUCUAUUCGUACUCGUUGUUCUUGCCAACGAUCAUCAAGAGCUUGGGAUACAAGGCCGUGCAUGCACAACUUCUUACCGUACCUCCCAACAUCGGCGCGUUCCUGAGCGUACUUCUGGUGACAUACCUUUCUGACAAGUACCGUAUGCGCGGACCAUUCAUGUUGAUCGGAUGCACCAUAUCAAUUGGAGGAUACAUCAUGCUCAUCUCCAGCAACCACCACAUGAUUCAGUACGGAGGCACGUUCUUGGUUGCUGCCGGUAUAUUCCCCUGUAGCCCUCUGGUUAUGGGAUGGCUGGCCAACAAUCUGGCUCCGCAUUAUGUUCGUGCAACUGGAACGGGCGCUCAGAUCAUGAUCGCAAACUGUGCUGCAUUCAUUGCCACAUUCACCUAUCUUUCCAAGAAUGCAUUUAUUCAAGGGCACGCAAUCAACCUGGGCAUGCUAUGCUUGUCUUUAAUCAUCACCUCGUCGUUGUUGGUUUACUGCAGCUGGGAGAACAAGAAGAGAGCGACCGGUAAACGUGAUCAUAGGCUGGCGGAGGGAGAUGAGUCGAUGCUUGGCUACAAGCAUCCAUCGUUCAGAUAUACAUUGUAG
Molecule: messenger RNA, 1479 nt
Organism: Aureobasidium uvarum
Lineage: Eukaryota; Fungi; Ascomycota; Dothideomycetes; Dothideales; Saccotheciaceae
Source: the annotation of a GenBank genome assembly